AUGAGUGCAGACGAAGAAGAUACCGCAAAGCCAGAACACACGGAAGAAGAGCCCAAGCAGGAGCCAGCUGCGGAAGCUCCAAUUGCAGCUGAGCAACCUGGAACAGAAGGUUCCAAUGGGCCAAUGAGUUCAUCUCCCGAAGGUGCGGAACAUCCGUCUCCCAAUAGCGAGCAGCCGGUAGAAGGCGAAAUGGGUAAUCACGCCAUGCCAGAAGGUGGUGUUGCGGCUCCUGUUUCGGAGCAACAUGAGCACAUGCCUCCACCAGAGAGUGAAGAACAUCAAGCACAAGCGACAACUCCAAACCACCCACGGUAUCCAUAUCCUCCAGAGGGAUAUUAUCCGCCGGGUUAUCCGCCACCCCAUCCUUCGGCCGAUGGUGGCCAUGGAUAUCCUCGUGAGGCUUAUCCGGGGGGUCCACCACCAUAUGGAGUGCCACCACACAUGGGAGGAUACCCAAUGUACUCCUACCACCAACCUCCCAUGUAUCCACAUUACCCUGGCUACCCUCCACCUCCCAUGUACGGUUACCCACCACCGGAAGGUUAUCCAGAUCAGCAAGGGGUCGGCGUGAAUCCCUAUGCUCAACAAAUCGAUGAUGUCCACGGCGAAGACAAAGGCGAGGACAAGAAGGCUCAUAACCCAGUGAUGCCCUCGGCACUUGGGUCUGCCUCCAGACUCAAGACUUAUAUCAAGCCAAGGCCUCCAUCUUCGCAAGAUGUCUUGGAUCGUCGUUCCAGAAAGAAUGCCCAGUCACGAGCAAGAGCUUCAAAACUCAGGGAGAGAAUAGCCAUUAUUGAAACCAAGCCAGCGUCGGAACGAACAGAAGAAGAGAAAGCUAUUUUCGCUACUUUUGAAGCUCGUCGCCAGAGAAAAAAUGACAGAUCCAGAGAACGUGCGCUGGAAAAGAAGGAGGAGAUUGAUAGAAUUCUUGCAAAGCCAGAGAAGAGGCGGACGAAAAUUGAAAAACAAUUUUUGGAAGGUGCACUGAAUGCGAAGAAACGAAAGAAUGAAGGUGAUAGACUCCGUAGACAGCGUCUGAAAGAACUGGGUUUGUCAUCGAAGACAACUGGCUUGAAGCCCGGUAUUUCGGCUCGUGGACCAAUUGGAAUCUAUCGCGGUGGAAUGCCACCACAUCCACAUUAUGGUCCGCAAAUGGGAGAGAUACCCAUGUCCCCAAUGCCUCCCAUGGGUGGCCAUCACCAUCAUCAUCAACAGUCACCCGGUGGCUUUGCAGCAGGAUCUCCAGGUGGCAUGAUGCCAGGAAUGGGUUUUGCAAGUCCUCAGCACCCUCGAAGAUCGGAAGCGGGAGUCUUGGAGACUCCUGGCCGACAACCUGGUCCUGGACACCUGCCCUACAUUCCUCCUUCACAAUCCUACGAUGGACAACCACACCAAGGAGGUGGUUCUCGCGUCGAACAGAGACGCCAUGCAGAUGGUUCUAUGAGCAUCUCAAUAGGAGGCGAGGGCGGUGGCCCUCAGUACCCUCCCGAAGGAGAACAGGGGACUGACCUGAACGACAUGCUCCUCUACAACGAUCAAGAAGGUGGGGAAUCUGCCAAAGAUGUGUAG
Messenger RNA from Cylindrotheca closterium, 1569 nucleotides. NCBI's taxonomy places the organism in Eukaryota, Bacillariophyta, Bacillariophyceae, Bacillariales, Bacillariaceae. The record is from the annotation of a GenBank genome assembly.